UAGAGGUUCGCAUUCUGUAGAUUGGAAGAACCGUUAUACCCAGCUUUUGUUGAAGUGUCCAGUUACUGAAAUUCGAGAACUUCGUAAUUAUACUUAAUUCAGUUAAGAAUGGAGGAGGUUCAGGAACAGAGGUAUCCAAACAAUGUUUUUCUGUUUCGGCUCGCAAUUUUAAAUAGCUUUAAAUACAUCGCAGAAUCGGUGAGUGGAGAUGCUUUUGCAGAUAUUCUUACAAUUCUGAAGUCGAAACCAAAUAUCGUGCAGAAGUUGUACAAAGCGCUGUGCAAGGAGCUUCUCGAUAAUAUGACCGAAGAUUUAGAAGACAUAUUAAGAGAAGGAAGCUUGCAGGAUGGAUUGGAGAAAGUUGCAAAAUUGAUAGACUUAGAUUCAUCCGUGACCGAAGAUGCCUGGAGACCACCAGGUAACAUAUUCUUACAUUUACGUUCACUUGACGCCCAGAUAAUCAAGGAAGAAAGCGAGUUGUUGGAAAAACGGGUAAACGAGAUAGAAGAAGAAAAUGCAAUUUUAAUGAAAGAAGUUACGCAUAAGAGAACAGAAAUAAUGACCAUUAAUGAUAGCAUAACGCGAUCCCUAAGUAGAUCAUCCAUUGUUCAAGAUUUAUUAGAAAAAAGGAUGGAAGGUUUAGAAAAAUGCAUAACGUUAUUACACCGCGAAUAACUGAUAAUAGAAUAGGGUUAUAAAUCUCAAAUAAGUAAUAGAUAAUGUAAGA
Molecule: messenger RNA, 727 nt
Organism: Eufriesea mexicana
Lineage: Eukaryota; Metazoa; Arthropoda; Insecta; Hymenoptera; Apidae
Exons: 3
Coding region: 109-675 (188 amino acids)
Source: RefSeq, a predicted model, not a curated record